AUGAGACGCCCGACUGCGACCAGGAGAAGAGCCCAGUCCGAGUCCGAAGAGGAAGACGCAGGUAGUUCUGGAGACGAGCAUUAUCAAUCUUCCAGAGAAGGACCUUCAGAUGUUGAUGUUCGAAGAGAAGAGCUGACCAAGAAGUACGGGGAGCAAGUGGCUGCUUUGGUGGUUGACAAACGAAUGAAAGCAGAACAAGUAGAGGGAGUUUUGGGCUGGAGUUUCAAAUUUGCACGUGUUCUUAUUGGGGUUGAGAAUAGACACCAGGUAAUCACCAGGAGUGGUGUUAUACAGAAAGUAUUCGAGGCGGAGAAAGGAACGCGGCCUUUGAUGAAAUGGCAAACAAUCCUUCCGUUUCUUCAAGCUAUUCUACACGAUACUUUUGGAUUAGAACUCGUGGCAUUGCCCAAGAAAAAUACCACCACCACAACCACCAACAAGAAACAAAAGAGGACAAAUGGACAGGCACAGGCAGAAACCUCGAGCUCUCAGGUGAGCUAUAUUUUGGUCAACAUUAUUCCCGAAGAGAUGAAGGACAUCAUCAGCAAAAUUUUUGAGGCUGGAAUUCAAGAAUCCAAGAGUGUGGCCGACUUAGAGGUGGCUGACAGUGUUGGCAAAAUUGUUGUUCCUAGUCCGGUUACCGAUACUGUUGAGUCUGGAUUCAAAGCACUGAUAAUAUGUAUCAUUGCACUCCAUGAAAACCAUAUAACCAAAAAUGAGCUUUUUCAAAUUCUGGAGGAACAGUUCAAAAUCUCAACCCACCAGACAACCGUUUACGACUUCCUGAGCAGAUGUAACAUGGACGAGUUCAUGUCUCUGAUGGAUAGGCAGGAGUACAUCGUGCAAUCCGUGACCAAAUCUGCAAAUGCUCGAAAUCAAACCGGAGAUUUUGUGGAGUAUUCCUUAGGAAGAAGAGCGGUUGCAGAGUUUGGUAAAGCCGAAAUGAUGAGGUUCAUCGAAGGAAUAUACGGUGAGUCCUGGGACGAGGAUAAUGUGAAAGCGGCCGAGUUCACGUUCCUCCAAGUUUUUAAGGAAACGGCUCCUUCACCAGAUACAGUGGUUUGA
Kuraishia capsulata CBS 1993 is the source of this 1065-nucleotide messenger RNA. RefSeq lists its product as uncharacterized. The record is from RefSeq and is a predicted model, not a curated record. NCBI's taxonomy places the organism in Eukaryota, Fungi, Ascomycota, Pichiomycetes, Pichiales, Pichiaceae. The coding region runs from base 1 to 1065 and encodes 354 amino acids. The transcript has a single exon.